CAUCCACUUCCCGCUCCUUUUUGCUCUAGCUGACUGGGUCUGUAUGCAAACACUGGCCCUCCAUGUGGCGGGAGCGUGGGCGGGGAGUCUAUUGUUAGCACAAUGAGACCAAUGGUGAGGAAUGCCCCCAACAGGAAGCCCCUCUAGGAGAGGGUGUUAUGUUACCAGCUGGAGAUGUCCAAUGGGGGGUUCCCUUAUCAUGAUGUCAUGUUUUCAUUUGUUUUUAUGGCUUGAAUAGGUGAUAAGUGGAUUGCUAAUUGCUGUUUGAUGAACUAAGACCUUUAUGAUGCUAAUGAACCUGGGGUGUUAGUGUAGGGAAGUGUGAAGAACAGAUCGACACUUGAUGUCAGGGAAAACAUGCUCUCUGCUCAGCAGUAGACUGGAUCUAUUUUUCCGCCCACAGACUUCAUCAUACUCACAGGGAACUCAAACCAAGCAGACCAACAUGAAAGAAGUAGGACUACUAGAAGUUAAUCCUGAGGACAUAUUGUGCCAAUGAAAAGCUGCCUUACCAUCACGUUGCUAAAUUUAGUGAUCUGAGUCCAAACCUGUGGGAAAGGCACACAGGGAGUGGAAGGGAACUGGGCUGGCACAUGGCUGAGAAGUGGAAACAGGGAAGUGUCAAGUUGUGAACUGCAACAGGGUCACAUAUGUCUUGAGUUGAGUUUGUCGUCUGCAUGGAAAAGAAGCUGUCAAGUGUCUUCAGGUGUCCGGCUUUCGUCUCAGAACAACUGCGAAGACAUUAAGCCCAGCCCCAGCCCUUCAGCAGUUUAUUGUGCAGGUUACUCGAUGAAGGAUGUCUUGUGCAAAGCUGCUCUCUGUAUUCUUUACUUUCACUUUCUUCAUCAAGUCAUUAAAUUGUAACCAUGGCAACAGAAAGGUGUACGCAGACUUGACAACCAACAGGCUGACCAGAGAGCAUGAUGGGAGCAAUGGCAUGUGGUCCCUACAUGGAGUCGCACAUGCAAGUCAUGCAACCAAAACUGAAUUCAUCUUCAACGCAGACCUUCUGUCAGAGGAUGGCAGAAAUCAUCUGAACAUUGCUUCUAUGGUUUACCCCAUGCUUGGUCCAACUUCCGACCUGGAUGAAGAGUAUUUAGAAUAUCUGAUCCUCCAGGCAAAAACGGCUAAAAUUGACGGAUUUCUGGUAGAGUGGGGCUUUAGGGAACAUCCCAGCAACGUAGCACUGGAAAAGAUCAUUGCUGUGGCGGAAAAGCACAGACCGUUUGAGAUUGGUGUGAACUGGUGCAAUCACUGGCUUCUCCAGUGGUUGGAGCAGAAAAAUGCCACCGACCAGAUGGUGUCAGAGUUCCACAAGAACGCACAGUAUCUCCUGGACACUGUCUUCUACACAUCCAGCAAAAGGUUUCCAAGCGUCAGUUUGCGCCCUCUGAUCUUCUUGUUUGGUGGUGGGAUUACAAGUGAGCAGUUCAGAAAAGUUCUGGCUAUUGGUCUCAAGAUUCCCUACUGGUUGGAUCCUCCUCUCUGGAUUGGAAACUAUUUGAAUUUUGCUGAAACUGAGGAGCUGUGGGCGGAGUGGGGGCCGCUGAUGGAUGGAAUCUUUGGGUGGAUUCCCAGUCGGACGAGAGUCGUUCCUCCAAGCAUGCCACAGUGGGAUUACUACGGUAACCUAGUGGACACGACACGGUACCAACAGAAUGUCUCAUCGGCAGGAGAGGGGUGCAUCAGGAACGGGACAUGUCAGUUGUGGUGUGCAUCAGCGUCCCCCGGGUUUGACAACAGGGGCUGCGCAGGGUGGGGAGGGACGCUCAAGUACCUCCCGCGAAAAUGGCAAGGGACCUCCCUGUACAACGCUCAGUGGAAGUACCACGUCCUCAACAACUCUUCAGCAAACAUUCUAAUCUUGCCUACCAUGAACGACUACAGUGAAGCCAGUGUGCUCCUCCCUACUAAACAGUACGGCUUUGAGGCUCUCUACACAACCGAACUGUUUGCCAGCUUUUGGAAGGGAAGUCAGAGCAACAGCGCUGGAGUGACACUUCCUACAUGGUGGUUCAGCUUGAAGAAGAGUAUUGCUUUUCUAAAUCAAACAGGAGUGAACAUUACUAAAGUAGCUGCUCAGAUAGAAGACUGUUCUACAAAGAUCAGCCUUGGAAGUUAUGCAGCAGCAGCAAACUGUUUAGAAGCCAUACAGUUGAAAACAGAUAUGCUGUAUGCCCAUCUGACUGUUGAUGACUUCACUCUUGAAGUUCCCAAUGGGAAGAUGUACUUUGUGAAACCUCCUUUGAUGAAAUUCGGCGCAUAUCUACUCAACACUACUCACGGCCUGUACCUCAGAAUGUCAGAUGUUAUGUCCAGGGUACUUCUUACCAACAAUUACGUCGGCGUCCUGCAGUUCGACUACAUACUUCUAGAUAACGCGUUUACGCGGAUACAGGUUUACUCAUCUACAAAGAGAAAGAGCACGGGUGUCGUGUUCAUGCCAUUUCCCAGGCAGACCACCAAUGAACAAUACACAGAGAUUAUAGACUCUGUUGAAGCUGGGAAUUUUGCAGUGGUUUGUGACUUGAUGAACAAGGUUCCGGGUGUUUGGCACCAUGCGAAUGUCAGACUUUAUAAAAGUAACAUAGCAUGGGACCACACUGCACCACUGGACUCUGACCUGCAUUUUAAAGCUGUGGGUGGUUCCUAUCUGGUAAAAAGGAUUUCUCUUGAAUUUCAUGUUUAUCAUUAUGAUGGUGGAGGUAAAUGAAGUGUGCCUCAUUUGCAUAGAAGUGGCUAAAACUGUUUCCAAACAUUUACAAAACAGCUAGUGAGCUACAACCAUUUGCUCCACUUAUACCCAAUUCCUUCCUCGGUAGAACAUACAGUAUUUGGCAGCAAGUGUUUUGCCAAUUAACAAAAUUACAAAUCUGUAAUUAUAUCCUAUAUAACUUUCCAGACACAUACAAGCAACAAGAAUGAUUAGAUUUAGAAAUGACUAAUGGUUAAUGGAAGACACACAAAAAUACACAAGAAAAGAUAACAUUUUGUAAUGUUAUAUUUUUCAUUCAAUUUUUUUUUUUUUUUUUUUAUAUUAUGUCUUGGUUUCAUACUAUUACUUAACAUAGAAAACUUGCUACCUCAACAAAACAGAACAUCUAUUUUGUUAAGAAGUAUUUUUAUAUCCCAUCAUACUGUUAGCAUCUAUAAGUGUAAAGGUACCACAAUGUACAUGGUAUUAUGAUUUCUUGACAAUACAACUUUGCUAUGGUUGUUAAA
Messenger RNA from Branchiostoma floridae (Florida lancelet), 3222 nucleotides. RefSeq lists its product as uncharacterized. The record is from RefSeq and is a predicted model, not a curated record. Bases 797 to 2713 code for a protein of 638 amino acids. NCBI's taxonomy places the organism in Eukaryota, Metazoa, Chordata, Leptocardii, Amphioxiformes, Branchiostomatidae. The transcript has 3 exons.